UUUUCCCUGAUUCCCAUUGGCUUACGAUAGUUGCGUCCGGCCCGCGUGUGAGCGCGUGUCCUCUCCGUUGCCGAUAAGGAGAUAUUGUCCAUUGGAGCGACCCGGCCGGCGCUACAAGAACCCACGGUCCACACGACCAAGAACCAACCUGCAAAAGAACCAAACAGUUAGCCUGCCACGAGAACGUCAGGGAGAUCCAUCGAUCGAUCCAUGGAGCAGCAAGGCGACAUGACGCAGCAGCUGCCCGACGACGCGCUGGCCGGCGUCCUCGCCCGUCUCGCUCCACGCGGCAUCGCCGCGUCCCGUUGCGUCUGUAAGGCAUGGCGAGACAUCAUUGACGCCCGCCACAUACUGCGCGCCGAUCUCCUCCCUCUUUCAUUGGCCGGUAUCUUCAUUGACUUUAGGGAGCUGAGAUACUCCGAGUUCUUCUGCCGUCCACCACCACGGGAAGGCCUCGGGGUCAGGGAGAGGAUUGACUGCGGGGUGGUGGAUCACUGCAACGGUCUACUCUUGCUUUACGACUCCGUGGCUAACCCAGUCAUGGGGUGGGAGGAGCCUUUGCCGCCGCGGCCACCCCCAAGUCACGGGAUGGAGUACCAAUUCGAGGACAACUACCUCGUGUUUGAUCCUGCCACAUCGCCCCACUAUCAAGUGUUCCACGUACCCCUUGUACCUCAUGGCGAGACCGUGAUGGCAGAGUCAGAAUGGCCACCUUCAUCAUUUGUAAUGUGGGUCUUCUCGUCAGUGAAUGGACAAUGGGAGGAAAAGGCCUUCGUACGACAAGGGCCGCCCGCAGGGACUAUUGCUCAAUUGGCAGCAUUCCAAUGGUGUGAUACGCGCCAUGCCGUGUAUUGGCGUGGUGCGCUUUAUGUGCAGCGCGAACACCAUUUUGUCAUCAGGUUAUCGUUAUCAGAUAGCACAUACCAGGUAAUUAAACCGCCCAAUACUCUUCAAUCCGUGAGAGGCCAUGAUAGCUAUCUAGGAAAAUCCAAAAAGGGAGUGUACUAUGUACUAAUGUUUGGAAAUUCAGACCUUCAAGUAUGGGUCCUUGAAGAAUCACGUGAUGCAUAUGCUGAGUGGACGUUGGAGCAUGAUGUAGACCUUCAAGUACUAAUUCCACGUCUCAACUACCGCCCGCAAGCUUACGGGCCAUGGAUCUUGCAGGAUGUUAACUACAACGAAGAUAAGCGUAUCACUAUUUACAACGAUAAUGAAUCUACAAUAGUAGACCAGGAUUUUGAAUGGAACUCAGAUGAUGAUGCCCUAGACACUGAAGAUAUGGUUGACGAUAUGGUUGACGCAUGCAACCACAAUGGUGCUUCGGUCCUUGGACUCCAUCCUUUCAAAGAAAUCGUCUUCCUGAGCUGUAGCAUAAGUAGGGGAUUGGCGUACCAUUUGAGUACUUCCAAGCUUGAAGACAUCGGUAGCAUAUAUCCAAAAUAUUACCGUGAAGUUUCUGGCCCACAUAGAGAUAUUCAAGAUUUUUUUUCCAUACACACCUUGCUGGAUGGAGUAGCUCCCCAGUAAAACUUUAUUUUGAAGAAAGAACAACUCCCUCUGAUUGAUAAUUGCUGUCAUGGUUUUAGUGAAAACUUGUAUUGUGGUUAAGUUGGUGCAAGUUUGUACAAGACAAGAGAAAUAUAUAUUUUCUCAUUCUUAAGGACUCUGAUUUUCUGAUUUAUAUUGUUAUUGCUAGCAAAAUGAGGUAUUGUAGCAAUAUUUUAAUUGAAUAUUUUUAGGCCAUUGAGAAUUUUACGUUCUGACAACACCAAGUACGUUGAUUCGGAUCCUUCUCGACGUAUCCUCAU
Molecule: messenger RNA, 1808 nt
Organism: Lolium perenne
Lineage: Eukaryota; Viridiplantae; Streptophyta; Magnoliopsida; Poales; Poaceae
Molecular function (GO): protein binding
Source: RefSeq, a predicted model, not a curated record